Molecule: messenger RNA, 1743 nt
Organism: Bacidia gigantensis
Lineage: Eukaryota; Fungi; Ascomycota; Lecanoromycetes; Lecanorales; Ramalinaceae
Exons: 2
Coding region: 1-1743 (580 amino acids)
Source: RefSeq, a predicted model, not a curated record
AUGUCGCCGAAUACCUACACGGUAUCGAAGAGGAAAGGUGCUGCCAUCUGUUACAUCAAAUCCCAGGGUAUCGCCUUCGACAGAGCUUUCCCUAGGUGGGAUCAAGCCCCAGAGUCCCUCGGCGCAAAUACUCUCUCUGCGACCAAAAAGGUCGUCUUCGAAUUUGUGAAGCGAUCCUACACCGUAUCUGCUAUCGAGAAGAGUCUUCAAUCUGUCGUUGAGGUGUGGGAAGGACGUUGGCGGGGUCAAGACACCAACAAACCUUCAGUCAACCAAGUCGAAAGACUCUACAAGCACAUCAGUCAUUCCUCUACACCGGUUGAUCCCAAUCAACCUGUCAUUCUCCCAACACAGAAAUCCAAGAGUACAACACGGAAAUACCGCAAGCGACACUCUCCUACACUCUCCGAACCAUCCCUCUCCCCCUCCUCCCCAUCAUUUGACACCGACGAGAACGAAAGCCAAGAAGAGCAGGAAGCAUGCGACCAGGAUAGGGUAAAGCAGACAGUCAAGAAUCGCAGAAACAAAAACAUAGACUGGGAAGAAGACGAAAGCGAGAACGGCGAAGAAGGCGAGAGUGAGAUCGGCGAAGAAGACGGAGCCGCGGACGGGGACGUCGAGGACGAGGUUGGCACAGGAAGGCGUCCAGAAGAAGAAGAGGAGAUCCGCAGUCAGGAAGGCUUUGACCCCUCCAGCAAAGAACUGCAGGACCCCAAUCUUGACAAUUUCGGCGAUGACGAUCUGCCGCUGUUGAAUUACGACAGCGACAGUAACGGGCGCUCUCCGAGCAGCAGCAUCCCUUACACCCCUCUUCCCAAUAAAUUCCCCCACCAAUCACCAGAUCAAUCUGUCGACGGACCAUUACGAACACAUUCAUUGCCUCCAACCUCAAGGCCUCGUGCAGUACGUGUCCCAAGCGUAUCACGUCGUACAACUCGCCAUUGGAGCGUGCAAACAGAGACCUGGGAAGACAGUGACAUAUCCAUAGAGGUUGGCCGUGGAGCCAGCCACCAAGAAAGAGUCACCGCCAAAAACAGCCUUCGGAACGAAUUCUCCAGUCCUACCCAAGUAUCUCCAAGUUCCCCAGCAAUCUCCUCAUACAGCCAGUCACCCGCCGUACCCACCCUCCGCCGAGAUCCCUACUCACCUACAAACAUGGCUCGUGCGCAAUCGAGGAGCCAGCAGACCACCAUUCGCAUCCCAACACAAAAUGCCCCAGGACCCGCAGAAUCAGCUGUCACAAAAGCAAAGCAAGGGUUGGAUAAAGCCGAAGUCAAGGUCCGCUGCGCCCUCCAGUCCUGGAAAAGCCUCGAAGUCCCUACCAUCACUGUCAAAGAUGCGAAUCCCAGAUCACGGAAGCGAAAAGGGUACGACGUGCCCGAAGAGGAAGCCGAAGACGUUGACAUCGAUGCUAUCGUCGAGGAGCAAGAAUAUCAGGACAAGCGCUUGCUCGAAGCCGAUCGGCUGGCGUAUGAACAGAGGUUCAAGGGCAUAGAUGAGGCGAUGACAUACCGGCGCAAGAAAUUGAAGCUGUAUAUUUGGCAGUGCGAGAAAGCUAAGGCGGCUGACGAGCGCGAGGAGGCGAGGAAGCGCUGGGAGCUGUGGGAUGAGAAAUGCAAGGCUUAUGAGGAUGAAUGUGAAGGAAUGGGGAAUGAGGAUAUUGAUGAUGAAGGGAGUAGUGGGGAGGGGCUGGAUGCGGCAGCAGGGCAGGCGAAUGGGAAUGGGACUAAUGGGCAUCGCUGA